Messenger RNA from Naegleria gruberi, 1152 nucleotides. RefSeq names its product inosine-5-monophosphate dehydrogenase. Bases 73 to 1113 code for a protein of 346 amino acids. The transcript has a single exon. The record is from RefSeq and is a predicted model, not a curated record. Gene Ontology annotation, molecular function: catalytic activity. NCBI's taxonomy places the organism in Eukaryota, Heterolobosea, Eutetramitea, Acrasida, Naegleriidae.
AAAAAUACAAUCACCCACUACCUAGAUUAUUCGGUUGUACAAGAAUUCAACAAAGAAACAUUCUCUACAAAAAUGAUGAGCAAUAUUCACCAAGAAGUGUGUUUGACAUUUGAUGACGUUACACUUGUUCCUCAAUAUAAUAACGUUCCUUCACGUUUGCACCCUUCAUUAGAUACUUGGUUGACAAAGAAUACAAAGAUUGGAAUGCCACUCCUUGCUGCUAAUAUGGAUACAGUUAUUGGUGAUGAAUUGGCUGAUGUUUUGAUUGCUAAUGGAGGUAUUCCAUUAUUCCAUCGUUUCACUUCAUUUGAAAAACAAUCUGAAUGGGUGAAAAAAUAUGAAAAUAAUUGUUUUGUUUCUUGUGGUCUCAAUGAUAUGGAAUCAACUGUAAAAUUGUUGGAAUUGGGAGCUAAAGGUGUAGUUAUUGAUAUUGCUCAUGGUCACAGUGAUGCUAUGUGUACAUUUAUUAGAAAUUUAAAGAAACAAUUACCACACAAGGAAAUCAUUGCUGGUAAUGUUUGUACACCAAUGGGCUAUCAAGAUCUUGUCACAGCUGGUGCUGAUGCAGUUAAAGUUGGUGUUGGUUGUGGAGCUGCUUGUACUACAAGAAUCAAGACAGGUUUCGGAUUACCACAAUUUUCUGCCAUCAAGAAUUGUGCUGAAUUAGCUCGUAAACUCCGUGUUCCAAUUAUUGCUGAUGGCGGUAUUGUUUUUGAAAGAGAUAUGGUUCUUGCUUUAGCUGCUGGUGCUAGUACAGUCAUGAUGGGAAGUAUUUUUGCAAAGACAAUGGAAAGUGCUGCUCCAAAAUCAAAGAAAACUUUAGAAAACGGUCAAGAAAUUACUCUUGUCAAGUAUAGAGGUCAGGCCAGUAAGGAUUUCCAAGAUGAUUUCUAUGGAGGUUUGAAGAAAGGUACUGUUCCAGAAGGUGUUUCAUUCCAUGCCAAAUGUACAGGUUCUGCUCAAGAUGUUAUUGAUAAUUUCUGUGGUUCAUUGAGAAGUGCCCUCACUUAUGGAGGUGCCAAAGAUAUUAAAGAAUUGCAAAGAAAGGCAGAAUUUGUCAGAGUGACACCAAACUUUGGUAAGGAAUCACAUCCAAGGCCAGAACAACUUUAAAACUUGUAAAUAUUAAAAAAAUUAAAAAAUUGAAAGUUU